Molecule: messenger RNA, 1089 nt
Organism: Fulmarus glacialis (Northern fulmar)
Lineage: Eukaryota; Metazoa; Chordata; Aves; Procellariiformes; Procellariidae
Gene: OCA2
Product: oculocutaneous albinism II
Exons: 8
Biological process (GO): melanocyte differentiation; melanin biosynthetic process
Cellular component (GO): melanosome membrane
Source: RefSeq, a predicted model, not a curated record
AUGUACUUGGAUAACAAAGAUGACAGUACAAUUUCUAGACAACAGGAGAUGGAUCUGAAUCAGACAUCUUUACAUCAAACCAGUUUAUCUGCAAAGGUGGCAGCCCCCCCCAAACCGGUGACCAGAAGUUGCAAUGAGCUGUGGCUAUUAAAAGAGCAUCAUGGCAUGGUAGCGAGCCUUGGAGAGCCACAGACGCCGUGUGAAAAACCAGCAAUAGGGGAGGAUGGCUGCGUUGCUCCGGGGAAGGAUUUCACAUCCGUCCCGAUGCAGGGAAGAUAUCACUUCAAUUUUUCCAAAUUAUUCAGCUCAAGGUCAAAAAACACUGGCUUUACAGAGAAGACACCACUACUGAAGGUUUCCUCAGAGGAAAAUGGGUUGCAGUGCAUGGCUCUUCAUAAUCCAGAUUUUACCACAGAUGAUGAUUCAUGGGACAACAGCUCUGCAGAAUUUGAGCAAAGAUUUCAACUGGGAAAUGAAAUGACAAGUUUGUCCAAAUCUGCUUCUUCUGAGAAAUACGAAAUCUUGGACAACCUUCAUGUCAAGUUCAAUUUAUCAAAGAUGAGAUGCUGUCUAAAAUUCCUAAAAGUUUCAGGCCUUUUUAUCUUUGUAGUUAUCUGCUCUAUUUUAUUUGGCAUUUAUCCAGACCAAGGUGUGUCCUGGCAGAUGUUGGCUGUGUCACCUCUGGAAAGCUUCUCUAUGAAUCUGACCGAUUUUCGUGAUUCUGCUCUAUUGAAGUUAGACAUAGGAGGCCCAUUUGUAGCAAAUGUAGUUGAUGAGCAAACAGAGGAAUACAUUGUAGUACAAAUCAGCCAGACUGAAGAUGCUGGAUCAAGGAGAAGACACCAGCAACAGGUGGUAUACAACUGGUCUCUACCCUUAAGUUCAAGAAGAAAUCAACAAACCAUCACAACUAGAACCUUUCAGAUACCAAACAGAGGCACCAUCUUCAUAAACAUUCAAGCUUUCCUACAGGAGCCUGGAAGUGUUCCUCUCUCCAUGAAGCAUCAAUACCUUCAUGCAAAUAUAGAGGCACAAGUAACAAUUGCGUCCAUCAUCUUAGUAGGUGUCUACGUGCUGAUCGUACUGGAA